Molecule: messenger RNA, 1295 nt
Organism: Stegodyphus dumicola
Lineage: Eukaryota; Metazoa; Arthropoda; Arachnida; Araneae; Eresidae
Product: alpha-tocopherol transfer protein-like
Cellular component (GO): membrane
Molecular function (GO): phosphatidylinositol bisphosphate binding
Source: RefSeq, a predicted model, not a curated record
CUAUUGGAGUCAGAGAUGUGUUAUUUUCCUAUAUUUGCAUACGAGACACUUCAUUGUUGUAUCCUGGCGUGAUCGAAUUCUACAAUGGCUGACGACGAGGAAACCGAAAUUAAAGCAACAACUGUGUCUGUCACCAAGGUGCUUAGAUUCUCCUGCGCUUUUGCAGCAAAAUGACAUUCAAACCUUUGCCCUUCGUAUUAAAAACUUUGACACCAGAGAUGGAGAAAAAAGCGACUUUAGAACUCGGAGAGACUCCUGAAGUAAAACAAAAUUCACUAGAAGAAUUGAAGAGGCUCAUUAGAAAAAAAACUGGUUUCGAGCCUUUCAUGGACAACAUCUUUCUUUUAUCAUUCCUUCGAUGGAAAAAAUUUCAUAUUGAGAAAGCAUUUCAAGCUCUCUGUAAUUUCUAUUAUCUUAAGGAGAAAUAUUCUGGUGUGUAUUUUGACAUCAAGCCUUCAAAGCUGAUACACGUACUACAAAUGAAUCACUUGACGAACCAACCAUUGAGAGAUCCUGACGGUUGCAAUGUGGGGAUUCUGAGACCAGGCUACCACGAUCUCAAAGUUGCAACACCUGAGGAGCUAUAUGCUACAAUUAUGUGUAUGUGGCUAGCUACAAGUGAGAUGGAAGCUUUCCAAAUUUGUGGUGCCGUUUUGAUAAGCGACUGGAAGGAUCUAUCAUACGAGACAUUUAAAGUGCUAGCGAAUCCCCGCCGAAUCUACUUUGCUAUUGAAGUUUUGCGCUGCCUUCCCUCCCGAGUUAAAAGUAUACAUAUGGUUAAUGUACCGAGUUUUUUCAAUAUUUUCUACAAUUUGAUAAAAAUCUUGCUUCCACAAAAGAUCUUAAAAAGGGUGUUUGUUCAUACUAGUGAUUUGACAGAAUUUCACAAGCUUGUGCCACCCGAAAUUCUUCCAGAAGAACUUGGCGGAACUUUAGGCCCUAUAAAUAAUAAUAAACACUACAUACCAUUUUUUCUUAAUAAAGAGCAUUAUAUUGAUCAGGUAAACAAAGGUGGAAUUGAGGUAAAGCACUGAAAAGACUGUGCUAAAUGAAUUGAUAAUGAAUAGCAACAAGAAGAAUAAAAAGCAUUCCUAACAUAAUCAUCUCUCCAAGUAGAACGGUGCUUUGGAAUGAUUGCCACUUGUUAAGAAAUUUUAAUGCAUUCAUGCUCCUUUUUAUACAUUUGUAUACGUUCUGUAUUAAUAAUUAAUAUUCUGUCAUAUUUUUAUACUAUGCGAAGUUUGUGUAAUAAAACGAAAGAAUCAACAUUAAAAAAGUGCAAAUUUUAUCUGUAA